Naegleria fowleri is the source of this 2355-nucleotide messenger RNA. RefSeq lists its product as uncharacterized. The coding region runs from base 1 to 2355 and encodes 784 amino acids. The record is from RefSeq and is a predicted model, not a curated record. Lineage: Eukaryota; Heterolobosea; Eutetramitea; Acrasida; Naegleriidae. The transcript is spliced from 6 exons.
AUGUCUUGCCGAACGCGUGCGGUUUCUCUGAUGAUGGCAAUGGUGGUGUUUUUCUUCUUUGUGAGCACCAUUGCCUUGAGGCCAUCUUCAUCGUCGUAUGAAAUGGUAAUGGCCACUCAUCUUCCAUUCAAGAAUAUUCAAGGACCUCCCAGUGAAUUUCCACUUCAUCAAUAUCCAGAGCCAAGUGUCGGAGCCACGCAAAGUGAUUAUCAUUUGAUGGCUCAUCAAUUUACAAAGAAGUCUAGUAGUGAAUUCAAUAAUAUUAUUGGAGAAGGAGAUUUGUAUGAAUUUAAUGGAAAAGUUGCUGUGGACUCAUCCGCACAAGUGGAUAUUUCAGUGUUGGCUUUGCAAGUUUCUGAGAUGGAUAUUACAAUUUAUGAUCAAUAUGGAAAUGAUAUUACCAGCAAGGCUUUGGAUGUUGUGAUGGAUCGUUCGUUUGGAGCUUUUUCAAACAAUGAGCAAAAUUUACUUCCAUCAAAGACCUUUAGAUUUGAUGCCAACUCAAUCGCUUCCAUUCGCAAACUACAACAACAAAGAAUGCUCGCAACUUCACAAGAUGUUAUUUUUGAUGAGUGGACAGUCAACGUGAAAUUCCAAGAGACAUCCACCAAGAAAUUGAAAACUAUUUCUCGUAUCAGCAAGCUUACUGGAAAACCAGUCUCAGCUCACUUGCAUAUUUUGACUUAUAAUCAAUCUCCAUUGCGUGCCUACUCUCAAUUGCAAUCCUAUGACAAUCAACAUGUUGGAGAUGGGGUUGUAGUGGAGGCCUUCAUGUUUGAUCAUGACAAGACACCACUCGAUAGUGUCGGCAAGAGACCAUCUCCACUCAAGGUCAAUAUUAAUAAGGGAGAGGAAAUUCGAUCUGCCAAAUUGGAAGUUAUCUCACCUACUGGCAAGUUUAUUACUAUUGACAUGAGUGAUAGUGGUGAUCUUGUUGGAGCUGGUGACAAGGUGGCAUCCGAUGGUAUUUAUAGUGCCAAGCUUACAGCUCAAGAACCUGGUGAUUACAGUGUGAGUGUUGUUGUGAAGGGUGUCAUUACUAGCACAAGCAUGACCAACAAGGCCAGUAUGAUGGCUGAUGUGAUUGAGUUUGAGAGAACCACUCAUCAUGUUGUUUCCAUUGUCAAAAAGUCACUCGAGCUCACCCAAGGAGCCUCGUUGACGUUCCCGAUCAGCAGUCAAGUUGCCGAUACUGAAAUGAUGACUGUUAAACUUAUUGCCAAGCCACUCGAUGCCGAAGCUGAGGGCAAGCAAUUCAAGGCCUAUGCUGAAGUGUAUGCAUCAUCCUCUUCAUCCUCUUUGGAACCUAUUGGAUUCAUUUCGGGUAUGACUAUUGCUGAGAAGUGUGAUGGCAAUGAAUGUCCUCAUGGAAUGAUUGCUCUCCCACUGCAAAUGAGUGUGAAAUGGAUUGCCAAGGCUCAACAAAGCUCAAAGAGUAAUCUUCAAAUGCCAUUCAUUUUGAAGAAUGUGAAUGUUCAAGACGUGGCUUCUUCAAACAUUAUCAGCAAAAUUGAACAAACCAUUUCUGAAUUGACAUUCUCUCAUAUUUCACAUGGUAGUGACAAGGUACACAAUGUCAAAGUGGAUGCUGUGAAUAAUCUCUUAUCGAUUCAUCCAAUUAUCAAGUCCUUCGAUGGUGUCAUUACUGAAACCAUGUUGUUUGGUCCAAGACCAGUCGAAUUGGCCAAGGUGAAUGCCAAAUCAUCUACUCAUAAGGUCAUUCUUGUUCAUGGUUACUGCAGCGGUGACAACCCAUUCCCAGCUUCAGAAUUUAACAAUGCAGUCGUCUUUGAAGAUUUGAAUGCCAAUAGAAACAAUGAUCAGUUCGCAAAAUUGAUUGCCGAAGUCGGCAGCAAUUACGAUUCAUUCUCAAUGGUUGGUCACAGUCAAGGUGGAAUGGCCUCUCUCCACUUAGUUGCAUUUUACUGGACUAAGGCUGAUGUUGCCAAUAAUAAGGAAAGAAGAGUAAUUCAGUCUGUUGGUACACCAUACAGAGGAUCUGGUUUAGCUGGAUGUGUCGCUGGUAUUGGUAAUGUCGUUGGUAUCGGAUGUGGAUCUCAAAGUGAUUUGACCUACGACGGAGCUUCAAAAUGGUUAAGUUCAAUUCCACUUGCAGCUCGUCAAAAAGUGUGGUACUCCUACACUGUUUACAAAUCAUAUUCAUGGUGUUCACUGCCAGCAAAUGCUGUGCUUAAAUGGCCAAAUGAUGGUACUAGUGAAAAAGCUCGUGCCACUGUCGAAGGUGCCAAUCUUCAAGACACAAAAGUUGCAUGGUGUCAUACUGAGUCCAUGAAAUAUAAAAGUCAAUGCUUAGAUACAGAGAGAAACACUCUCAUGAACAAAUUUGCCCAAUAA